Messenger RNA from Dicentrarchus labrax (European seabass), 6006 nucleotides. It is a transcript of the gene snx29, whose product is annotated as sorting nexin 29. NCBI's taxonomy places the organism in Eukaryota, Metazoa, Chordata, Actinopteri, Moronidae. The transcript has 21 exons. Bases 400 to 2907 code for a protein of 835 amino acids. The record is from RefSeq and is a predicted model, not a curated record. Gene Ontology annotation, molecular function: phosphatidylinositol binding.
GCAGUAGUCCGUUUCCCUGUUUCGCAGUGCCACAGGCUCCAAACUGAAAACACUUCACUUCUCCGCUCCAGCAGACUUUAUACGGCGGCUUGCUGGCUCUGAAAUUACACUCCGGCGUGUGUUGGGUGCAGUUUAUCUGCUUCCUCGGCUUUGUACGGGUCUUACAUGUCAGUCUGUGGUGGACUCGCAGCCCCAGCGGCUCCCCGGCAGGCCUCGCUGUUCACCGUGUAAACACCAGUCCUCACGCCGCGGUUGGGUGGGUCCAGCUCGGCCACAGAGGCAGCAUGGGCCCGGCGCACAGCUAGCCUCUGCUCUCAGAAGCUACAGAAAGGGAUGAAUCGUAUCCGUGGUGGAACUGUUCAGCUUGGAUGUCAGUGAUAACGGGGUUUGGCUGUCAGAAUGAACGGCACUCAGCAGAGUGAUACCAAGAGGCAGCACCUCCUGGAGAGGCUGCUGGAUGCUGUCAAACAGUGCCAAAUCCGUUUUGGAGGAAGAAAGGAGAUUGCCACAGACUCAGACAGCAGGGUGAUCUGUCUGUGCGCCCAGUUUGAAGCGGUGCUGCAACAUGGCCUGAGGAAGAACCGAGGCCUGGCUCUCACCGCCGCUGCUCUCAAGCAGGCUGCGGGCUUCAGCAGCAAGACAGAAGCAGAGUUGACUUUCUGGUUCUAUGUGAAGGAGCAUCUGAACCGCCACGAGCUCCAGCGGUUCUACUCCCUACGUCAAAUCUCCUCAGAGCUUGGGCGGGGUCGUGCCUGGCUGCGCUGCGCCCUCAAUGAGCACUCACUGGAGCGCUACCUGCACACACUGCUGGCUGACCGCCCACGCCUGGGAACUUACUAUGAAGACUGGGCUUUUAUUCUUGACGAAGAGAGAGCAAGUAUGCUCCCCACCAUGGCUGCAGGUCUGAACUCCAUCCUGUUUGCCAUCAACAUCGACAACAGUGACCUGAAUGGUGGGGUGACCCGAGGAGGAGGCCCCUCGGUGUCCGACCUCCUCAAGGAGUCCACACAGGGCAUCGGCAGUCUGUGGAAAGAGUCGACUCAGGGGGUCAGCAGCCUGUUACGAGAGAUCAGCACCGCCACGGCUGUGGUGCCCGGCUUCACCCCCAAAGUGGACGGAGCCUCGGACCCGCUACCUGUCCUGCCACGCAGCACCUCUGCUGACUCAGGGCUGAGGAAAGAGCGCCGGAGGAAAAAGAAAAUCACCAACAUCAUUUCCUUUGAUGACGAUCUGGAUGGAGGGGCGGAGGACGAGGAGGAGGGAGAAGAGGACUCCCAGAAGAUGGGUGCCAUGAGGAAGAGCCACACUGCCCCUGCUCAGAACAGCGUGGAGGAAGGCAUAGAUCCUUUGGAGCCGGUCUUCCCUGAGUCGCCGGCCCAGAAUGGCCUGGCUGAGCCAGGCAUAAUUAGCUGGGUGGGGUCCCCCCAUUCCUCUCGUACUCCACCUGCCACUACACCUCCCCUGCCUGACAGUAAGAGUAUAGACAAUGAGGAGGAGGAGGAAGAGGAGGAGAUGUACAAACCCAGAGCAGAAACCCAGGAGGAGGAGAGGAUCAGCUCCGAUCAAGUGGUGGUAGGCAGCCUGCCCAGUGUGUCCACAUGGAGCCCUCUGAAGGUGAUGACCGACCACAGCAGCUCAGACAUCCUCAUUCCUCUGAACCCUACAGACCCUCAGCCAGUGAACUCUGUGGAAGAUACAGCUGCAUUUCCUGCUCAGUCUGAGUCGACAGGACCGGUGGGAAACUGUGAGAGCGACACAUCGCUGCUAACGUUCAACAUGGAGUCCAGUCCACCAGCACAGUCUGCUCCACUCUCCAGUGUGCUGCCAACAUCUGGUCUGCCAGAGUCCAUGACAGUGGUGGAGCUGCGUCAGGCCAUUGUCGCCAUGAUGAACAGGAAGGACGAGCUGGAGGAACAAAACUCGUCUCUUCGCAGUCUGCUGGAUGGGGAGAUGGAGCACUCAGCAGGCCUGAGGCAGGAAACUGAUCUGCUAAAGAGAAAGCUGGCAGAGCUGGAGGAGAGACACACAGCCAAGGUCCAGGCACUUGCCAGGGAGAAUGAGGUCCUGAAGGUCCAGUUGAAGAAGUAUGUGGGGGCGGUGCAGAUGCUGAAGAGAGAGGGGAGCCAGGGCAAUGAUGCUCUGUCAGUAUUGCGGUCAAGUGAAGAGCAAGCCCCUGUCCCACAGAAUAAGUUCAUGGGUGACAUCGAGGAGCUGGCAGCCAGCUAUGAACGCAAACUCAUAGAGGUAGCCGAGAUGCACGGUGAGCUGAUAGAGUUUAAUGAGCGCCUGUACCGCUCCCUCAUGGCCAAAGACCACCUCAUUGUCCAGAUGAGACAGGAACUCAUUGACCUGAGAGGACCGGUUCCAGGUGAUUUAAGCCAGACGUCAGAUGACCCUAGCCUGUCAGAUUUUGAGACGGCUCAUCGCGCUCUCAUCAACGUGUGGAUCCCCUCUGUGUUCCUGCAGGGCAGAGCUGCCAACGCCUACCACGUCUAUCAGGUGUACAUCCGUAUCCUGGACAACGAGUGGAACGUGUACAGGCGCUACACCGAGUUCAGGGAGCUCCACAACCACCUGAGAAGCCAGUUUCCACAGGUGGACACCUUCAACUUCCCACCCAAGAAAGCCAUAGGGAACAAGGAUGCCAAGUUUGUGGAAGAGAGGAGGAAGCAGCUGCAGGGCUACCUGCGCAUAGUGAUGAACAAACUGAUCCAGACACUGCCGGAGUUCACAGCCCGCCCCACCAAAGAGACCCUGCUGUCUCUGCUGCCUUUCUGUCUAGACACACCCCAGGCCAACGAUGGUGGAGCCAAGACGCCCCGGUCCAAAACUUCAUCCCGCUUUCCUAGACUGGGCCGCAGCCGCAACCAGGAAGCCAGGCCUGAACCCCAGAGUGGCGACCUUUAACCCCAGAGCCUUUGAACUAGUAAUCUCUCACUAAUAAUCGAUCAACUGCGGACGACGAUGUUCCUGUCCACCCUGGACUGUUACACACAGGCUCAUAGUGUGUGAGGACAUUAAGGGUGUCUAACGGACAGAUAAAAAGCCUCGGUCGAGGAGGGGAGAUGGAUGUGUUCACAUCGCAGGCCUCUAGGAGAUAUGUAAAAGUUUCGGUGCAUUGCCUGGCUGAAUAAAGGAUAAAUGACUCCCCCGAGGCUGCCUAUCGAUGGACCCAAUCAUACAGCCCCUCUUACCUCACUGAGAGACCAAAAGACUCUCUGUUAACUGCACAUGAACUAGCCUGGACUGCUCUCUCUAAUCUCAAACACAAUGAGAUGACGGGGACGUGGUUUUUUUUUUUUUUCGUACUCAGUUUUGUAGUGAAAGUGUAUCAUGGUCACAGUGCCUACAGUGUUUUGUAGCUGCUUUCCUGCUCUGAGUAGGGUUUGGACGGGUGUGUAGAGAGGUGAACAGGGGGUAGACUGAAGUACUCCUUUGGGCAAUGAACGGUGGUUUUCAGCUAAUGUGUCAGCAUUAUUGUGCCAUUACAUUUUAGACGACGAUGAGUCACAAUCUCUGGCGUGGACCACCAGGCAAUGGGCAUUCCUUUUUCCUACUUCUGUUAUAUUAUUAUUAUGAUUAUGAUUAUGGCUAUUACGGAUAAUCUGCAGGAAGUGUAACAUAUCUUAAUGUCACCGGGGAUGCAGUAAUUAUCGAAAUAUCUUUUUUAAUUCCACAUAAUGAUUAUAUUAAAGGAUUAGGUUUAAGCACCACUGAUAAAACCAACAUCUCUUAGGGAUUGUACUAAAAUGAUUGGGGUGAGGAGGUGGGAUCUUUUCGAAGACCUUCCACAGCAUCAUUAAUAUUUUCUUUGGACCCCUCCCAUUGACUUCACUAUUAAGAGGCAAAGUACAAAGGAUUUAAGAUUUUGUAAUUUAAUUUAAAUCUAUAUAUUUAUAUAUAGUGGAAUUACAAUGUCCACAGUAGCCAUUAAUGCACACUGUAAGUGGAAUAAGACAAUUCCAAAUUGAAGGCAAACAUAACAAAAUGAUAAAUAUUCUAGCCACAUUAUUUUAGAAUAAAUAAAGGGCUCUACCAACCUACUCUUUAGGAAAAAGAAAAAUAACCCUUCCUCCUUUUUUGACCUCCCCCAUAAUCAUUUUUGGACAGUCCCUUAUUGAGAAAUAAAUAAGCAUAGAUUCUCGCUGUUUCCUCUCAAAAAUAUAUAUUCCUCAUAUCCACAAGUCUUAGAUCAGUUUCAAAUACUUACUGUGAUGUGUAUGAUAAAACUAUCUCAUAAAUAGUUUUGAGCAGAAAGGAAGGGAAACACUAUUUCACCAUUGAAAUAGAGAGGAAGCUGUGUUCCACUAUAUCAAAUAAAUUAAGGGUCUUCAUCAAAGGUCGACGGGCUAUGCUGAAUGCAAUGUUUAAAGAUUGUUUAACUAAUGUGUCCUAGCAGGAUUUAAUGCAGCGUUAUGUUGCAAAUGAAUGUUUUAAUGAUGACUAAACACUUGAAGAAAAGCUGCUUGUUAGAGUGCAAGGAAAGGGCUGCUGAGCAUCAAGUGUGUGUAAAACAGAAACUCAUGCAUAUGUAUGUUUACCCAAGAGUAGUCAGAGACUAUGUUCAAAACGAGGAGUGAUUGCGUUAUAGGGGUUUCGGAAAACUUGAAUCUUGAAAGGUCGGCUCGCAAAAAUGGUAAACAUUGUUUGCCGUCUAUGAGGGGAGGUGAAUAAACAAGGCUUGUGGGUUUUAAUUAAGUUGUUAUUCUUACACAAAAGUGACCCUCGCAAGAAUCCAACUACUGGUAAACACUGCGCCGUGUUGUAAAGAAAUUCUCACAGGGAUGACGUCAAAUAACCUUUUUUUUUUUUUUUUUUAAUAUUCUGUCAUCAUGUGGUGAGCUGGCCGAUAAAAUAGCCCGGGAAACAAAAUAAGGUAUAGUAUCAACACUUCUUAAAGUAAUUAUUUCACACAGUUCAGACAUUCUUUUUGGACAGGUGGCACUGCUGUUGCAUCCUAUCAAGAACAUGUUAUGUAAGUUAAACAUGGAUAUCUGUGAUUCUUUUUUAUUAAAGACUAUACUCUGCUGUGAUACAGUAGAACAGUAGAAUUGGUAAUAUUUUAAGUGUAGCACUGCCUUGUAUGCAUUUGAAAAAAUCAGCUCACUGCAUCUUACUAUAUCCUGUACCGCUGACGAACCACAUAGUCACAGUUUCUCCAUUAUAACAAGUAGCCUUUUCAUAAACAUCUGUUUGGUUGGGGUCAGUGUGUCUCUGGGACCACCAGUGGGUCCAACUUCUCUGCACAAAUAUUCAUAUUGUAUGUGUGGUAAUGUACAGUAAUUAUGCACAGUGGAGUUUUGGACCACAAGUUGCACCAUGGAGUGGUGUUUAUAUGUGUGGGUCACCAUUUUGGUUGUAUGAUCCAUGAACACCCGGGCGAGAUUAUGAACUUGAAAUGACAUUUUUGUUGAUUAAAGGAACACUCCACAACACUCCACGGGGCACCUUUAAACCUAGAACUUUUUGUUCAAGAUAACCGAAGAAGGUGCUGAUCUUUUCUCUUGCAGUUGCUAAGCAGUUACUCAAAACUAGUUUGAAUCAGGAUUGUUUUGCUGAAAGUUAAAAUGAUCUUUCUUUUAUGGCUUGAAGCUCUAAAUGCUAAAAAUAUCUCAGGUACUGUCGAGAAUAUACAAGUACAAAUGUUUCAUUGACAAUACCAAGAAAAAAAAGAGGCCAGGGCUCCUGGCAGGUUUACUCCUCCAUCUUGGGGUAUAGAAGUUUUCAUAUGAUCAUAAAUAGCUCCAUCUUCCUGCCUCAGAAUCCACCAGACGUUGGAUGAAUUGAAUCUUAAUGUACUUUGAGGCUGUUAAUCAGAGUGGUGACAAGCAAACGAAGUGGGUUUAGUUUUUUAGAGAUGCAGCCAAAUUGUUCUCUUGCAGUAUGCCAUGUCUGUUCUCGCGUACUUUUCUGUCCUUGCCUUAGUCAGCAGUCAGGCCUUAUCUAUCAGUGUCACAGCAAAGAGGGGAUGAACAAUAAAGUACAAUGUGUACAGUACAAUACCAA